CCAAACACUUGAAUCGUACCUCUCUCUCUCUCUCUCUCUCUCUCACUCUCUCAUUCCGGGGAGUACAGCAAACCAAAGAUCUCAAUCUUGCCUAGCCCUCCUCCUCCUCUUUUUGUUAUACCAAAUUCCUCUUCUGAUCCUCCUUGGAGGAAGUCAAAGGAGAAGAAAAUGUCGAACAAAAGCCGAUCAAUGUCGUUUCCUUGAUGGCUCUACAACUUGCCCCUUUUAAUAUUGGGACUACAUUAAGGAAAUUUGUCAACCCUUGAGUCGAUUGGUUGCUUUGAGGAUACUUAAUCGUGGACUAGUUUUUCUUCGCAUGAAAAUUUUGUUUCUUGUCGCGUUUGUCGAGGGUCUCUACGCGUUCUUGUGUUUCUCUAAUGGUUGAAUCUGCGUUCUCUUCGGUGGUGCCUUUGAUGGUGUAGGAAGUGUAGAGGCGGAGUAGUGGCUAGAUCAUUUGGAUUGCCGGCCCAAGACUGUGGAGCUGGGAUCUUGAAGGCCUGCGGUGUCUGGCGAAGCAGUGGGACAUGAUGGCGACGAUGGAUCGGGUCUUCGGCGGUGGAAAGCUUGUUCGUUAGAGAACUUCCCUUCUCGCUGAUUAUUAUUCCAAUGUAGCAUCACUAGUGUUGAAUCUUAGAAGCUAACUUGAUACUGAGUCCUUAAUCAACAUGCUUAUCUAGAUCUAUACUGGAAAAUAAAGUUGUGUCCAAAGAGUUACUUGAGUGAAUCAUUGAAAGACUACCUAAGACAAGAAAAUGACAUCACAAAGGGAUGUGUUUGAGGUCUCAGGACCUAUACAUCUGACCUCAGUAAAUUGGAACUGCCUACAUUACCAAAGAUCAGUUGCAGCCAGUUUGGUUCAAGGUGCAUAUGUUCUAGAACGCGAUAGACAACAAAACCGUCAAGGUUCAGAAGCUCGUGCGCCUCCUUGGUGGGAAAGCUUCCAUUUUGAAGUAAUCCGUAAACUAAUUGAUGAUUCUGAUUUCUCCAUCUUUGGUGCCAUUUAUGAAUAUAGACCUCCUGUAGGCUUCCAAAAUUCUACAGUUAAUAAAGCUCCAAGAUUUGUGAUAGUCUUUCGAGGUACCAUCACAAAGAAAGAAUCUGUUUCUCGGGAUGUUAAACUGGACUUACAUCUUCUCAGAAAUGGCCUCCAUCAGACAUCUCGGUUUGAAAUAGCAAUGCAGGCUGUUCGUGCCCUAGUUUCAGCUUUUGGACAUCAAAAUGUAUGGAUCGCCGGUCAUUCUCUGGGGGCAGCCAUGGUGACACUUGCUGGGAAAAUUAUGGCUAAGGAGAGUAUGAAUCUCAAGGCUUUUCUCUUUAAUCCACCAUUUUUCUCAGCACCAAUUGAGAGGAUAAAAGAUAAGAAGGUUAAGCAGGGAAUUCGCAUCGCAAGCAGCUUUAUAACUGCUGGACUCACUUUGGCCGUGAAAGGCCCCGGUCACAAGUCAGACUCAUUUACAAAGUUGUCAUCAUGGGUUCCGUAUCUUUUUGUAAACCAGGCUGAUGACGUCUGCUCAUCUUAUGUUGGUUAUUUUGAUCAUCGCAAAAAGAUGGAGGAAAUUGGAGCAGGAAAUAUUGGGAAGUUGGCAACACAGAACUCUGUCAAAGAUCUGUUUUUAAGUGCUUUUGGAGUGGAGUCAGAGUCAUUGCACCUCCUUCCAUCAGCAAAUCUGACUGUAAAUUCAAGUCCGGCUCCAGACUUCAAGCAUGCACAUGGUAUACACCAAUGGUGGAGGCCAGAUAUUGAUCUGCAAUCAAAAGUGUACCUUUAUGACUGAUAUAGAAGGGGAAGCAUGCAUUAUAAUCGAUGAAGCAGUGCACUUCAUCUUUCUCAGUGGUAGGGAAUAUGUGGUGUGAUGGGCUAGCAGAUCUUCUCAGGCGUUUGAUGCUUUAGUGAACAAUAAUAAUACGGUUAACAUGGAAGUGAUGAAUUCUUCCAUACUCCCAUCGUAAUUGUUGUGGGAGGUUGUAUGGGCCAAGAAGGUGUUUUCUGAAUGAGACUAUGAACCUAAGUUGCUCCUCAUCACUCCGGCUUUCAUGUCUUUCUCUGUUUGAAGAUUGUACUAUGUUACAAUUGGUGUCGAUGGCAUGGAGUGAUGCAAUCAAGAUGCACGAUCGUGAUGUUUUUUAGAUGUUGUUUUUAAAUGUUUUCGUGUGUUUUCUGAUAGACAGCUUGUAUGGGGUAUAAAGAUACUAUCAAUAGCAAUCUCUUCUUUGCCAGCA
Molecule: messenger RNA, 2220 nt
Organism: Musa acuminata subsp. malaccensis (wild Malaysian banana)
Lineage: Eukaryota; Viridiplantae; Streptophyta; Magnoliopsida; Zingiberales; Musaceae
Product: GDSL esterase/lipase At4g10955
Biological process (GO): lipid metabolic process
Source: RefSeq, a predicted model, not a curated record